This is a messenger RNA of Orbicella faveolata, 5702 nucleotides long. RefSeq lists its product as uncharacterized. Gene Ontology annotation, molecular function: RNA polymerase II cis-regulatory region sequence-specific DNA binding; DNA-binding transcription factor activity, RNA polymerase II-specific. Gene Ontology annotation, biological process: regulation of transcription by RNA polymerase II; cell differentiation; anatomical structure morphogenesis. NCBI's taxonomy places the organism in Eukaryota, Metazoa, Cnidaria, Anthozoa, Scleractinia, Merulinidae. The record is from RefSeq and is a predicted model, not a curated record.
UAAUUUCUUGUAUUUUUUUUGCGCGAGUUCGUGCGUGCGUGAGUGACUGGCUUGUCUGUGUGGGUUGUGUCAGAUCUCCUGCAAAACAUUCCUUUCCAAGAGAUAGAAACUCCCUCUACUACUUACACACGAUUCCCCGUCUUUCGUCAAACUCUAUAUACGUAAGAAAGAAUGAGGAGUGAGAGCUAAUCCUCCAUUUUUCCAAAACGCCUCUCAAUUCUUAGAGAUGGUGCUCAGUGCUCUCGUGGUUAAUAUCACCACGCGCGUUGCCUGGAUGUUUCGUGGAGAACCCGCUUGGGCUGUCACGUGAGCAAAAUUCGGAUUGGCUAUUUCCAGACCCUCCUCUGGAAUGAUUUUUCCGGUCGCUUUUGUGAAGGGUUAGCUCGAGCUGGCCGCCAAACAUUAAGCUGUAUCUCUUGAACAAUGCUUUGAAAAAGAAAUUCGCCGAAACCAGGAGCCCAUGGGCUAAUUUGUCAGCGGUUCACCGUAGCAGACUGAUAUGCAAAAUUUAUACCGCACAGUGAACCAAUCAGAAUUCUCUUUUCACCUAGACCAGUUUGACAUAUUAUAAUGAUAAUCUUGUCUUGUUUUGAUAUGUUACAAGCACAGUUGCAAAAGUAUGAUUGCACUGUGAUAAAUUUCGUUAGCAACUUACAAUUGCGCAGACUUUUGCAAAGUAGAAAUAUAAUGUCUGCCGUUAGGAAUAAACUCCUACGCUUGGUAAUGCGAACUAAGAGAAGAUUAUAUGAUGUCUACGGUUAGGAAUUAAAAUUCCUAACCGUUAAAACUCAUAGGUUUGGGCACAAUUCUUUUCGCGAGUGUACUUUUACUCUAUUAGCCUACGUGGCAAUUGAUUUUCGUGGCAGCUAAUUAAUAGACCGAGAAAACAAGUUAGAGGUAGAGAUCGUCGGUAGAGCGUAGCAAUCUUUUCGAAAAAGCAAAAAAUGCUCACUCCAUUGACGAACGCAAAACCAAUUCUAUUGGCGGACGGCAUAGGCGGGAAAAUGGCAGUCACGUGAUCGUCUGAAACUUUCUCGAGAAGCGACAAAAGUCUCGGUGCUUUUGAUCUUUUUAAAGCCCGUUGCAAUUUAUUUAUUCACCGUCAACAGCUCGUUUCGUUGACUUGUGCCUUUCGCUGAGUAGUUUAUGUUAACUUUUCUCUUCAAGGUUGAUCAAAGAAUGGCAUCGGCCAAUAACAAGGCUAAAGAGGCGUGGAAUAUUUGGCGGUAACCCACGUGGCUGCAUUCAACGGGGUUCUUUCGUUUGAUUGCUGAAGACUCGGCAUGAGAUAGAACCGUUAUGUAAUGUUUCUGAGUACGAUAUCGUGAAUAUCUCGCUAGUGACGUAAUUGUCAUUGAUCUUUGUAUAUACUAACUGUGCACCUAAAGGCUUGCGAAGAAAAUUAUGAUUUACUGGCAGGUGGAUAUUUGACGGUAUAUUACCCGAAAGCAUUACAUAGCGCAUAUUCUCAACACGUCUCUCCACGCUACUUUUCUGAAUUAUACUGUUCUUGAAGCUUCAUAGUUCUUCUUAGCGGGUGUUUAAAAUUAACUUUACGUCUUAUCUUUUCCACUCUUAAAAAACUAAUUGCCUUUCUGUUAGAUAACGGCUAUCCCAUUGUUUUAUGAGCCUUGGCGGUUCUAAAAUGCAAUUUUUAAGACUUGUCACUUAUUCGUCACUGAAAAACAGGACAAGUCUUUGAUCAAGCUGGUUACACACAUCGUCUUAAAAAGAAUUCUGUUGAAAAGUUUUUUUUUCCUUUUUUCUUGGAUUUCUUUAUUGGUUAUUUCAAGAACGUUUUACACGUUCGCUCGACGGGAGGGUAAAACAUCAAGAAAAGAUGUGGAAAAAUUACCGUAAUGGCACAGUUUUCGUGAAUUGUUUUAUUAAUUCUUGACGUUCCUUGGUGUAGAACAUGCUGCAGCUGAUAUCAAUAAACACCCACGAGUUAUUCGACGCAAAAAUGUCUUUGUUCGGCCGUAAAUUAAGCCACAAACAAAGAAAUCAUCAUGUUCUGGCGAUAAUUUCCAUGCCGGCUCUUGACACGUUCACUAAUUUUGUUUUGGUAGAGAGAAGAAUACGCGAGCAGUCAAACUUAACAGGAGGUAACUUGUCAUCUUCCUGUAGCGUCGAGUGAUGUUUUCAGUUUUGCUCAUAAUUCAAAAUAGUUCUUCCGAAAAUAGCCGGGAAGAUUUUAUCUCAGUUUGAACUCUGUUUGGGGGAAAUUUUUUUUUUUAGGAUUGGAAUGUUGACUUAAGUCAUAAAUCUUGAACCUCUCCUAUGUCUUAUCGCUGCUAUCUAUUGCUCGUCUCAUCUCGUUAGGCUCAUGCCGUGUCAACAAACUAUAGUAUUCGAUGCGGCUCCUUUUCUAAACUUUUCAGUUGUUUUAUUAAAUUGUAAAUUAUCAGUUCUGAUUCCUGCCGAGAAAGUGCAUUAACGUUAAAUCUUCAUCUUUCUUUUUGCCCAGCAACGCCGGCGAGGGUGGUAAAAAUAAGGAGACAUCACUCGAAAAAAAAAUAGAAAAAAGAAUUGUGUAUUACGAUUUUUUUUCCUCUCCAAGGGUGAUGUGACUUUCUCAGUGGCCCACGUUUUAAACACGCCCUUUUAAGCUCUCCAGGUUAUUCUGGUUUUUCGGUCGAAAACUGUUGCCUUGCAGGAUGUUUAGAACCCACGCCAGAGCUAGUUGUUUUGAUUCAACAAAGUUUUAAAGGAAAGUGAUUUUCUUGUCACUCUAUACAAUGGUUAAGGCAUCAGAGGGAUAUUAAAAACAAACGAAAUAAAAAACCCUGGCGUCCUGAAGUCUCGCGCACUGGCAUAAAAACAAUCAGCUUUGUCCUUUUGAACUCCUGACAGUUUCCCUUCAACCAACUGCCUACAAACAAAACCAGCGCUGCUUUUCCAAACUACAGUAAUUGCGCAAAUGUUCCGGAAAUUGCGGCUCAGUUUGCACGCAACUAAAUAUUUUAAAAUGCACUGAGUGACAGAUCUUGAGAGUUGUGGGUUUGUGAUUUUCCUUGGCUCAAAACAUAGCGUAAACAAUCACAUCAUCAGGUGGCAAGCUAUGAAAGCCCUGGUCUCGAUUUUCUAUGUCAAUAUUUUUAGAAGUGAUGCAUCCGUCUCGUGACUGUGUGAAAUGUUGUCUGAUGAGUCAUUAGUGUGUGAGAUUUUUUGCCAAGCAACCCGUUUCCGCUCUUAUCAACCAACGUGUGGUCUGAGCUGUGCUCGGUUAUGGAUUGUUUGUAAAUAAAUAACAAUUUGACACAAAAGCUCUACUUAUCUUGAAAAAACAAACAAUGCCGGUGGUCCAUAAAUAAAAGUCCUAGGUCAGUUCGACAGUUGCCUCAGUUCUGCACACUGUGUCGUGAACACCUCUUGACUGUCAUUCCAGUUAACUCACGCAUUCUGAUCUCAAGCGACAUGUUUCCGUCACACCGUAGCUGUUACGCUUCGCCCUACUUGUGCCAGCCAUCUUUUCACCCCGCUCUGCCAAGCUAUGCCUCAGCGUUUUACCCACAGUGGGGUCGCGCGGGCUUCACCCUCAACUGUCAUGGCGCUGGGAUAUUUUUCCGUGAACAAGAGCCCCUCCCAAAGCCGCCAUACUCUUAUGUGGCCCUCAUCUCGAUGGCUAUCAAGCAAGCGCCCAACGAGAAAAUUACCUUGAGUGGGAUUUAUCAGUUUAUCACGGAGAACUUCCCAUACUAUCGCCUCAACAAGCGCGGCUGGCAGAACAGCAUUCGUCACAACUUGUCGUUGAACAAAUGCUUCGUGAAGAUCCCUCGCGAGCGUUCGGACCCUGGCAAAGGAUGCUACUGGAGUCUGGAUCCGUCUUACGAGGAAAUGUUCGAGGAGGGAAACUUCCGAAGAAGGCGAAGAAGACAGAGGAAUUACCGCGGAAAAGAAGACGAAGACGACGACGAAGAUGAAGAGAACAGCAGCGCUACGGAAAUUAGCGCAAAAUCGAAGACAAACGAAGUCGUACAGGUUGAUCACCUCGCUAAAAACUCACUCGAGCAGGAUGCAGGGCACAAGAGUAGUGAUUCGACAACGGCCAAAGAAUGUCGCUCGGUAGAGAGCCCUAUCGAAGAAUCUUUUGCAGACGAUGCGAACGUAAAUAAAACGGAGAAAGCUGGGGUAUCGUCCCUCAACGAACUGCCUCAAGAAACAGGCGUCCUAGAUGUAGUUCAUCCCUUUAGCAUUGACAAUAUUCUAGGGAAAAAGCAAACGAGAGAAAGGGGCGCACAAUUCGUGAACGACGCUUGUUCAUUAAUCGAGAACAGUGCAUUAGGAAAGAUACGUGCACAGAACAUUACUAGCGUGCAGACAGUGGGUUCAGAUGUGGGAAAGAUAACAGAUGCCGUGAAUAUUCCUGCAACAAGAUUCAGUGUUACUGCAGAGCCAGCUUUCAGCAAUCCAGUGCAGGGAUUCUGUAACGCCUGCACAACCUUAAACCGCAACAAUACAGGGAUAAAUUCGGCUUCCCUAACGGCCUCUUAUGGCUCAUACUGGACCGUGCCUACCUCACCGCACUCGAGCUUGUGCCCUCAAUGUAACUGUGCUAAUUGUCGUCCUCUUGGCUAUGCAGUUUGAAACACCGAGACAUUUUAAGUACGUGAUAACAGGCUAGAAAUGAACGAGAGAGCUUAAGAGUUUUAUUUUACUUCGUGCCCUGCGGUUAUAAGCACUUUUUACAAAGGCAUGAGAACAUGUAUUGGGCCGCCAGCGGAAGACAUUAAAUAACUGGAUCAGCUUCGGUUACUAAAUGUCCAUAAUUGCCUCUAAACCAAAUUUUACAGUCUGUUUUAUUCUAUUAUUAAUUGCACAAGUUCGUUCGCUGAGAUAUUUAAGACACGAGUAGAUGUAAGAAUUGCGUGUAAAAAUUGUCGUUUAGUGCUGGCUGAGGAAAAUUUUCCGAAGCGCGAUCUUGUAUGACCGAGAGUUAAGUUUGGUUUAGCGAGGAAAAUAGGUUACAAUUAAGAAGAUCACAUUAGUUCAUUGUAUUGUGGAUAGAAUAAUAAAAUGAUAAAAUCUAAAACACUGAUUUAUCUUGGCCUUUAAUAGGUAUACUUCGCUCUUGAGAAGGCUUGAGUGCUAAACAGAAAAUACAAGAAUAGGUUUCAGUGAAUGAUAAAUGUCACGAACAUUUAAUUCUGCGUUUACAAAGACACGUAGCAGAUAUAUAGUUCUAACAUUAUUUCCAGACGAACUGUUGAAAAUGGCUUGCCUUUGGGCCAAAUCUUCCUUUCAAACGAUGCGAUUUCGAAGGAAAACUAUUUUUUAUUUUCUCAAAAACUAUUUGAGGCGUGUCACGGGACCUUUAGCCCGAACGACCGCAGUGGGUUUUCCUUACAAUAAUAUCUUGCAAUCCUAUCAACUCUAUUCGUCUGUAUUGCGCGAUUUAGCUACAGAAUAAACAUUUUUCUUUGCUAUUUGUGAACCUUUCGUGUGUGCUGUAAAUAUUGAUAUGGUGACGAAUAAACAAAUAACUCUCCCUGUUUUCAAGAAAUAUUGUUGAAGGAAAGUCGAGUUAAGUAAACACACCAAUGACUUUUCUGACUUUAUUUUGACACGAAGCGCAAAAACUUCAACAAUCCUUCAUUCACAAAGACGCGAACCAGGGGAAGGCAUUUCAAUCAUUAUACAUACAGGGCUAGCAUAGUGUUUACUUCUGCCAUUUCCGGUGCCCAGAAUUGUUAUUUCAGGAA